Penicillium soppii is the source of this 747-nucleotide messenger RNA. RefSeq lists its product as uncharacterized. The transcript is spliced from 2 exons. Bases 1 to 747 code for a protein of 248 amino acids. Lineage: Eukaryota; Fungi; Ascomycota; Eurotiomycetes; Eurotiales; Aspergillaceae. The record is from RefSeq and is a predicted model, not a curated record.
AUGUCUAUGGGCGGGGCGGGUCAAGCGCUCCUCCUCGCUCUCAUCCUGAGGGACACGGCGGGUCAAGCGCUCCUCCUCGCUCUCAUCCUGAGGGACACGGCGGGUCAAGCGCUCCUCUUCCUCGCUCCCAUCAUCCUGAGGGACACGGCGGGUCAAGCGCUCCUCCUCGCUCUCCUCCUGAGGGACACGGCGGGUCAAGCGCUCCUCUUGCUCGCUCUCCUCCUGAGGGACACGGCGGGUCAAGCGCUCCUCUUGCUCGCUCUCAUCCUGAGGGACACGGCGGGUCAAGCGCUCCUCCUCGCUCUCAUCCUGAGGGACACGGCGGGUCAAGCGCUCCUCUUCCUCGCUCCCAUCAUCCUGAGGGACACGGCGGGUCAAGCGCUCCUCUUGCUCGCUCUCCUCCUGAGGGACACGGCGGGUCAAGCGCUCCUCUUCCUCGCUCCCAUCAUCCUGCGGGACACGGCGGGUCAAGCGCUCCUCCUCGUUUUCCUCCUGGGGGGAACGGCGGGUGAUACCACGAUGGUUUCCUUGAGAAGGAUCAAGACGGCCUUCCUGGACGCUUUCGACUUUGCCAAUCUCAGAUGUGCCAAGGCCCUGCUCCAAAAUGGCCAGUCAGUUAUCGUGAAGCAAGUAUUACAUCUUGGAGAAGCGUACAGUGAUUGGCCUCGCCAACGCCAUGGAGGCGAGCACGACCAUAGUGGUGACAGACAGUUUCAUAGUGGGCAAAUAUCUUGGGUGGAGCUUUGA